AGACUCUCCCAGCAUUUAUUAAGGGCUCUCGCCUCCUGCCUCUCAGAGUCCGCGCUCCUUCUCCGCUCCCUGGAGAGCCUCUGGCCUCGUUCCUACCGCCGGUUGUGGCAAGAGCUUCGUCUCUCUCCGGCAAUGCAUCUCCCUGCGAUUCUGUUUUGUGUUCUCUGGUCUGUAGUGUCGGCCGAGAACUCGGACGAUUAUGAGCUCAUGUAUGUGAACUUGGACAACGAAAUAGACAAUGGACUCCAUCCCACCGAGGACCCCACGCCGUGCGACUGCCGCCGGGAGGACUCCGAGUGGGACAAGCUCUUCACCAUGCUGGAGAACUCGCAGAUGCGGGAGGGCAUGCUGCUGCAGGCCACUGACGACGUGCUGCGCGGCGAGCUGCAGAGGCUGCGGGAGGAGCUGGGCCGGCUGGCCGGCCGCCUGGCGGGGCCGUGCGCGCCCGCGGCCCCCGCGGAGGCCGGGCUGGCCCGCGCGCUGGCCGAGCUGCAGCAGGAGAGCCGGGACGCGGGCCGGCGGCUGGCGCGCCUGGAGGGCGCGGCGCUCGAGGAGCUGCGGCAGACGCGCGCCGACCUGCGCGCCCUGCAGGCCGGGGCGGCCCCGCGCUGGCUGCCCGCAGGUUGUGAAACAGCGGUUUUGUUCCCAAUGCGUUCCAAGAAGAUUUUUGGAAGCGUGCAUCCGGCGAGACCACUGAGGCUUGAGUCUUUUAGUGCCUGCAUUUGGGUCAAAGCCACAGACGUAUUAAACAAAACCAUCCUGUUUUCCUAUGGCACAAAGAGGAAUCCAUAUGAGAUCCAGCUGUACCUCAGCUCCCAGUCCAUAGUGUUUGUGGUGGGUGGAGAGGAGAGCAAGCUGGUCGCUGAUACUGUGGUUUCCCUGGGGAGGUGGACCCAUCUGUGCAGCACCUGGAAUUCAGAGAAAGGGCGCACGUCCUUGUGGGUAGACGGUGAACUGGUGGCUUCCACUGUCGAGAUGGCCACAGGUCAUGUUGUCCCCGAGGGAGGAAUCCUGCAGAUCGGCCAAGAAAAGAACGGCUGCUGUGUGGGUGGUGGCUUUGAUGAAACAUUAGCCUUUUCUGGAAGACUCACAGGCUUCAAUAUCUGGGAUCAUGUUCUCAGCAAUGAAGAGAUAAGGGAGACCGGAGGAGCAGAGUCUUGUCACAUCCGGGGAAAUGUUGUUGGGUGGGGAGUCACAGAGAUUCAGCCACACGGAGGAGCUCAGUAUGUUUCAUAAGUGUUGUAAAACUCUGCUUGAAGCCAAAGAAGGAAACUCACAUUUUCAACAUAUGCCAGUUGGGAAGGUUUAAGAAACCUCAGUGUGUAUUAAGAAUGCUUGAGACUAAUGAAGGAGAGAGUUAAGAUCCAUUUUUAUUUGUCUUGGAAAAACAUUGAAUACACAGUUGAGGGGAAGACGCUGGAGAAGCCUUUUGGGGAUAUUGUUACUAGACCUUAUGCCAUGGUGCUUUCAGAUGAAUGCUGUGUCUUUGUCAGAUAAACUCUCAAAUAAUUAAAAAGGACUCUAUUGUUGAACAGAAGGACAAUUGUUUUACUUUUCUCUGGUUAUUUUUGUUUUGGCCAGAGAUAAAUUUUACAUUGGAAGAAUAAUAAAAUAACAUUUGUCGUCCAUUGUUCAUUGUUACUGGUAUGUACCUUAUUACAAAAAAAUGAGGAUAAAACAUAUUUAUACUACAAUCUGACUUAACAAAUACAAAUGUAGUUUAUAUGUUAUAAUCGAAUGUCACUUUUUUGAGAAGAUAGUUAUAUAAGUUAUAUUGUAAAAUGGUUUUGUAUUAAUUUUAUUAAGACUAUUUUUGUAAAGCUCUACUGUAAAUAAAAUAUUUUCUAAAACUA
This is a messenger RNA of Equus caballus (horse), 1853 nucleotides long. It is a transcript of the gene PTX3, whose product is annotated as pentraxin 3. Gene Ontology annotation, biological process: host-mediated suppression of viral proces; innate immune response. The record is from RefSeq and is a predicted model, not a curated record. NCBI's taxonomy places the organism in Eukaryota, Metazoa, Chordata, Mammalia, Perissodactyla, Equidae. Gene Ontology annotation, molecular function: complement component C1q complex binding.